This is a messenger RNA of Candidula unifasciata, 690 nucleotides long. The record is from the annotation of a GenBank genome assembly. NCBI's taxonomy places the organism in Eukaryota, Metazoa, Mollusca, Gastropoda, Stylommatophora, Geomitridae.
AUGGCUGUUGUAAAACACGCUGAAGUUUUUCAGCAAGGGGCAGAGGCCAGAUUGUACAGAUGUGGCUUCUACGGCCGUCCUUGUAUUGUCAAGAAGAGGUUUGUGAAGAAGUACAGGCACCCGACACUGGACACGUCUCUGUCGUCACAAAGAGUCAAAUCUGAAGUGCGGGCCAAUCUCAGAUGCAGGAUGGCCGGUAUCCCUACACCAACCAUUUACUUGGUUGACACUGGCAGCAACAGCAUCUAUAUGGAAGAGAUUCUAGAUGCCGUCACCGUCAGAAGCUACAUUUCUAAAGUUCAAGAUGCUGACGGAAACUGUGCAGAUGUCAGGCUGAAUCCACUGGCUGAAGCCAUCGGAUGUUUGCUGGGCAGAAUGCAUGACAACAACAUCAUACACGGAGAUUUGACCACCUCGAACAUGCUCUUGCAAGGUGACCCAUCUGAUCUCAACCUUGUGCUCAUUGAUUUUGGUCUCAGCUCGUGUGAAGCGUCAGCCGAAGACAAAGGUGUCGACCUAUAUGUGCUGGAACGGGCCUUCUUGAGCUCUCACCCCCACAGUCAGGAGCUGUUUAAGACAAUACUGACUUCGUACAGUGCUGCUGCAAGCAGUGGCAGCAAAUGUAGUGAGGCCCUGGCCAAGCUGGAGGAGGUGAGACAGCGAGGGAGGAAGAGGACAAUGGUUGGUUGA